AGUCUCUGUCUCUGCAUUUGCCAGACUUUUAAGAGCCUAGUUGUUGGUCCAUGACUGGAAUUUUCUGAGCACAGCUUAAUCCUUUUAAUUUAUUCAUAUGUUCAUUUAUUUUUUGCUAAGCCUGAAAGCAAAGAGUGUGUUUUGGGAAGUUCAGAAUACAGUUAACUCCCCUUACCAAAUGACCAGCAAUCUGGAUUGCGAACUUCUCAGCAAUUAGCUCAGUAAUGCAGAGAAUUUCCAAAAGACAAAAUGCAACCUUCCAUUACCACACCCAGUGUUGCUGCAAUUGCCUGCUGCAGAAACACACUGUAAUUUGCUGGUGUUACUGCAUGUAACGAGGUUCUGGUCGCUCACAUGCACAUCCCACCUUUCUGGGAGAAAUGGGAUGCUGUUUUUGUGUUGGGAGCAUGCAAAAUUAUUAUGCUGUCAUCUCAAGAGCUCCUUGCAUGAGGGGAAAUGCACAUCUUGCAGAGACAGUGUUAGGGCAGAGGGCUGUGGCUUGCCUCUGUGGGUAAGUUAUUAGUGUAGUCUUCAUAUCCCUCGACAAUCAAGUGGCCAAAAGAAUGUGCUGUACUGAGGCUGCCUGUGGGGAACAAGAUGCAUGAUCUGUCCUGGCACUAACAGGUGCCUGUCUCAACACUGCAACACAAACUAGAGAGAACUGUGUGAAAACAUUAUAGAUUAACUCCAGUGCAGUCCCACUUACCCUCUCAGGAUGUCCACCCUUUAGGAUGGACAUCCAGAGAGCUCCAUUUAACAACACCAUGUACCUGUUCUAAAAAAUCAUCUCCCAGGGACAAGUGGAAUUGUAAAACUCAAACACAAUCAUUUUAAAACUGAAGACAAAGGUAAAGCCCCUAAGCUGGUUCCUUGUCUCUUUAAAGCACUCCAAUAUAAUGAGGGGAACCAAAUACAAAACGGGAGCCAGCCCCAGCCUCUUGACAUUAGUAAGCCCCAUCAUAUCAGAGAGCAAAUUCACUGUGGAGACAGCACGGAGCAGCAGACACAAUGUCAUCUUGGUUGUGAAAAGCAAGCUACUCUCUCCCUUCUCAGGGAACAAACAGACACAUACUCAUUACUGCCUUUUGAUCAUAUUUAACAACCAUAUGUUUUACUGAGUUAAGCAGGCAAGCUAGACAGGUUUUUCCUUGGACAUGAAGUGUCCAGGCUGUUUUGCUCAGGCUCCUCAGAGAUAUUUCUGUGUCUAACUGCACACAGCAGCUGGCUCAUUUUAGACAAUUCCUUUUUGAAUUGUCUCCUUAUGUGACUGCUAAACUGGGUGUCUUCCAUCAGCUCAGAGUGGCUCCCUUCCUCUUCAAUUUUCACCUGUGGAUGAGAACACCAGUGGGCAUUCCCCUCAGGCCAGAGAAGAGGAAAGGACAGAGAGAAAAACCCAAGACCUUAUCCCCAAAAACAUUCAUGGUGUACCUUCAGGCCUCAGGUCACCAGUGAUGGAAUUCCACUCUUCUUAUCUUUCUAAAUGUCUCUUUUCUCAAGUGAUAUCAGAGUUGCUCUUGUGGCUUUAUUUGCUGUCCUUGUGCCAGCAUUAUCUCUUUCCUCUCAGAUUGAGAAGGUGACAUGACUGAUCACCACCAAGAACAGGGACAGCUGCUCCCUCUCAUUCCCUUUGGUGCCCAUGUCUCCUGAGAGACUGGGGCACCAUCGCAGUGUACGGGUGUCGUCAUGGAGUCUGGAGAGAUCUGAGGGCAAAGGUGCUCACCCACUGCAUCCUCCAAGUGAGGGAUAGACACUUCCAUGGCCUGCAGCGUUUGGAUGUUGCUCUCCACUCCUGUAGACCAAGGACAGCUUAUGUCCUCACUGCUUUGGCAAGAGCUCGGAGUGUCCUGCUCCACCCACUUCUUCAGGGGCAAGAGGUUGAAAAAAGAUUUGUCCAGGAAGAGGCAAUGCAAGUGAGGUUAGUUAGAGACUCCAUCCAAGGAUUACACCAGAGAAGAUUCUCUUUCUGCUUGUUGUUGUUUGUUGCUUGUUGAGACAUGUUGCUCUCACUGCCUUUAUCGCCAAGACUUGUUUAACUUCCACUCUUCUACACAGCACAAUUACAUGGCUUGAAGAAAACAACUUUUGCUGCUGGGUUCAUACUGAAAGCUACUCCGUUGGCCUUGUGACAUUCAGCUGCUCCUGUGAGACAGCUGAAUGGGGGACAAAAUGCCUUCUAGCAGAAAACAUUUCACUUGUGCAAAAAGCUCCACAGGCUUCUUACCCCUGUGCAAACCAGGCUGCAAGACACAUGGGGAGCAGACACCCUAUCAGAAAGCUGCCUAACCAGCUUCCCUUCUAACUGAUAUCCUUAACAUACCCUUAUAGAUCUUCAUUGCAUAGAACUUGUUGAAGUCUCUCUAUUCUUCUUAUUUACAUAUUUAUAUACAGUACAAUGUUUUGCUUUUUAAUUUGAAAUCUUUUCUGUGACUACAUAGGAUCAUCUAUCACUUAGCAAUCACAAGAGCUCUGUAAGAAGAACUGUUUUUAUUGUACAGGGAGCCAGCAGAGAUAAAGAGAUGCUAAGUGAAUUAAUUGUGAGUUUUUGUCAGAUUCAGGAUGAGCAUCAAGAAAUAAUGACUCCCAGGCCUGUGCUUUCAACCCUUUAAACAGUUGGCUCAGAGUCAGUGAUUUUUAAAGUGGUCAUUUGAUCAGUGCUUGGAAGAAGUAAAUGCAGGUUACUUCCUCUAAGUGUUAUUUGCAGAAUUACUGGUACAUCACUUGGAUGCAGUACUAUUCCUCCCUUACGACCACAUGGCAUUAUAAUAUCCAUGCUUUUAGGAACUGAAUACUGAAAGAUUCAGUGGCAUCACCGAACAGUUUAUACCUUGUAAUACCUGGUGUGGUUUAGGUAUGGUGAUGAUGAAUACUGCUGCAAAGCUCAAAAUUAAGGGAGUUCAACUUUUGCCCCAGAAAUGAAGCCAAACUUUUUUGAAGAUCAGAACUGAGUUUUUUUCUGGUGUCAUUUUCUUCUCAAAGCUCUCUGGAAGUCCAGGAAUGGACUAGCUGACAUGCUCUAAACCAUCUUAUUUUUAAUAAUAUUUAUAUCCCAGACAGAAAUGAAUUUUCAAUCAGACAAAGUUUUGAGUUUGUGAUAGGAUAGAAUUUUGCAUGCUAUAAAUCAUUACAACUCCACUGAAAUCUUCAGUGAUAUGUCAUUAAAUCCUUUUCCUAAGCAUAUGGCUCUCACCAUCCUAAUUUGUUUCCGGCACAAGCAUAAGGGAACAUUGUUAAUUCUCUGAAGAACAACAGACCACAAAUGGGAUGAUACACUAGGAGACUCCUGCAAAAGAACAUUUAUUCAAUCAAAUGCCAAAAAAUGUUCAUCAUACAAAGGAGCCAGAGAAACCUCCUUUUCCUGCCUAAAAAUAAACUGAGAUGUCUAUCUCUUUUUACACAUUUUUGUAUCUAGGUUAUAUUUAAAGGCACACACAAAUACAUAUGUGCCUCUGAAUCUGAUGGAUGUUCCAAUCAUUCUAAUUGCACUCAAGCUGAAUUUCAAAUGCUAUAUAUGAUGUCAUAUUGUAUUUUUUUCCAGUGAUCACCUGAAUCUCUGGUCCUCUAGAAACUCUGAAGUGGCUUUCAUGUAAUAUUUGUGUUCUCUUUGAGUUAUAUUGGCCAUAAAGCAUCUAUUUAAAACCAAGGAUGUGACACAGGACACAGCUUCACCCUUGUAAAAUCCACAGUGGCAUGUCAAUUACAUUCACUGAACUCCUAUAGAGCUCUGAUAAAAUAAAAGAUUUUUACAUGCCUUUUGUACUAGGGAUAUGACGACACCGCACUGAAAUACUCUGUUUUCUGCAGCCAGAUGUGUCAAUCCAUUUGUGUUUGAGGUAGAACUCUAAAUCCCUGGUUUCAAUCUGCUGCUCAGUGAUAUGCUGUUGGAAUUACACUGUAAUGAAAUUAGGAUAUUGGUGCAUAUGUAAUGAAAGGAAAGGAUGCAGGGCAUUGCUCAUCUAAAUAUUUUCUCUGUCACUAAUCUCCAGAAAAUAAUGCUUCUGCCACUCCUAGCUCUUCUCUUGGCUGAAACAGCACAAGGAGUUUUAAAGCCACUUCUGCUGAUAAACCUACCUCUCCCUCCUUCAGUAACUUCCCUCUUCCUCUUCCAAUCCAAGAUAUGCUCCUGCCCUUGCUAUCACUAUCUACCAACACUGGUAGAGGGAAUUUCUUUAUCUCAGGGUGUGUUCUGCUUUUCUGAUUUGCUUUUCUCCUCUGUCCUCACUGCUGAAGCAGUUAGCAUUUACUGUGCUGCACACAGAGAUCUGCUUCUCGUGGGAGGUAUUUUUAUCCUGCCACCUCAGCACAGGAGAGAUUCACUCAGAUUUAUCCCAGAUACCCCUAAAAUGUCAGCAAUGGUGAAGGUGACAGGAAACAGCAGCAUGUCCAUUUGCAGCAGAAACAGCAGCUUGCAGGGCACAAGAAACAGAAGAAGGAGAGUAGAAGUGUAUCUACCUUGUGAGCUUCUGCCUUCCUGAGGGCCAUGCUAAGUUCAGUGGUCCUGAGGUGGUGGCUUGAAUUUUGUGCAUCCUCCCAGUUAACAUCCAUGUACACAAAAGCAUCUUGACUUUUGGGAUGAUGUGAUACCCUAGCCAUUGGAUACCUGUCCAAGGAUGUGAAUCCUGAGCCAGCAUCAACAGCUACAUAAAACAAAGGUAUUAAGGACCAGUUUUAACAGGUAAAAUAUCAAUAAAGGCUUCCUUUCUUAAGGAAAUGUGAUGUCUUAGCAUGCUCUUAUUGCAUGCAUUGCUCAAUUCUUGUCAUCAGUUUCAUGGGGGCUUCCCCACAGAUUUUUCUGCUACUCUAUUCCACUACAACCCUUGGCCUCCCCUGAGGCACAACAACACAUCAGAUGCCCUUACAUGGUGCUUGUGUGAUCAUCACAUGCUCAUGUGUUCUUCAUCUUCAUGCUGGCCACCUGAGCUUUUAGCCCUGUCCAAACCCACCUGCACAAGGCCACCCUCUUUACUGAGAGAAAACGAAGAAUUCGGGUAGAAUGCAUACCCAACAACCUCCCAAAGCUUAGAAGGAAGCUGGGGCUGGAGAUGUGUGUCUGUGUGGUGGGACUCCUGUGCACCCCUUUUGCAUGAGAACACUGCUGCUCGUGCUCCCAGGACUGGCUGGCUCUAGCUCAUGUUUGGAUUUCUUUCCUGGUGCUGUUUUUUUUGCAUGGUUUCUUUGUACUUAUUGUUUUCCUCUGUGUGAGAGAAGAGGGGAGAAGAUUGAAAAUGUAAUAUUCCUUCAGAUGGAGGAAGUGGACGCAUACCAUCCUGGGUCUUCCAAAAUAUCUGGUCCAACUUGUGAUGACUUUGAGCUGUGCUGGCUUUUUACCAGUGAGGUGCCUUAGGUUUGAUCCAGCUCUCAGCAGAUCUCUGCUCAUGCCCCCAAGUCCUGGUUCUUAGGGUUGUUUUCUGGUUUUCAUACGCGCUGACUCACUGUCAAAGCCAAGGAGGGAAACCUCCAUGGAAAGUGAGCUCCCCUCCUUUUUGGCACAUGGGUCAGCCAAGGACAAUGUGUGUGUCACAGUGACACCAUGGGAAGUUCACAGGGCACAUGUUCACGGGCUGCAUGUGUUUGUGCAGAAGCAGCUGUGCUCCAGCAUGGCCACCUUUAAAAAGAAACAGUUUCUGGGGAUUUUUUUUUUUUUACUCCUUCUGGUUCUGGAGCCAUUCAAAUACUCUGCAUGACCUCGCAGAUAGAGCUCAUUUGUCCUUUUCUCACCCCUGCUGGUUUGAAACAGUAUUUUUAGCUGCAAAAGGCACUGCUGCAGAUAGAUGUGUACCUGAGAACAAUGAGCAUUCUGGGAACUUCUCCUGGUCUCACAGCACCACUGUGGGAAACCUGACCCUAAACAGAUGCUUACAGAAAUAUACUGGGUGCCGCAGCAGCCUGGGUGGGGAGGGGAAAGUGAGAAACCUCUGCCAGGGCCCUGGCUGCUGUCAUGCAAUGGUUGCUGUAGGACGCAUGGUGGGGUUGAGGCUGUAAAUCCUUCACUCUGAGGCUGAAGGAGCAGCUGUGAAGGAUGCCAGGCUACCAGUUAGCUCCCCUCUGUUUUGGGAGGAGACUUUUGGAGGGGGACUGAAGAGGAAACUUUUGGAUAAGGCAUGUAGUGGUACUAUAAGUCAGAAAUUAUCUUAAGCUGAAGGAGGGCAGAGAAAUUAGAUAUUAAGAAAAAAUUCUUUACUAUCAGGGUGGUAAGGCCCUGACACAGGUGGCCCAGAGAAGCUGUGGCUGCCCCAUCCCUGGAAGUGUUCAAAGUCAGGUUGGAUGGGGCUUGGAGCAACCUGGGGUAAGGGAAGGUCCCUGCCCAUGGCAGGCAGUUGGAACCAUUCUAUGAUUCUAUGAUUUUCCUUUCAGAUUUUGUUCCUUUGAGAUCAUGCCACAGUUUGCUUGGUGCCCAGCUGCUCUUCUCAAUUAGUCUAGUUGGAUCUUUAGUGUUGAGAAACAUUACAAAUCCUUCCUCUUUGCUGGUGCCAGCUGCCUGCACAUACCCAUCCUGAAAAUGGGAAUAACAUAAUUCAUCCCCUCCCUUUAGUAGUAGAGGUUGCAAGUCUUUCUGGUCAAGGAAAGUCAAUGCUUUCAAGACACUAAGACUGCCUGUUCAAUAACUUGUGGUUGUGGAGUUUGUGCUUUUCAGACAGAUGGACAUCACAGCAGAUGCUUAUCUACUGCGAGUAGAGCUCUCACGUACCCUCUUUUUGGAAGACUGAAGAUUUAAAAUGUGGCUGCCUUAUGGUCUGGUUAAGUCCCUGCUAAGAUAACAGAGAUACAGAGCCCUCUAAAAAUAUCUUUUUGACUGUAGUGUGGAUACGGACUAUGUGUGAAGCCAGCCUAGAAUUUGAAAGUUCUAACAGGUGCUAAUUAUUCAAAGAUAACUUACUUAUGUUUGUAAACCAGAUGGCUUGACAAAAAUGAGGACGAUGGUCAGAUUGUCCGAGAAUUAGUGCCUGCUGGAGAGUCACCAUUGCUAAAAAAUGUCAGUUAUCACAUCAGUGUGAAGACAGGAGAUAUCCCCGGUGCCAGCUCAGAUUCCAAGGUUUUCAUCAAACUCUACGGUGAAAAAGCAGACUCCAGCAAAGAGUUUCUCUUAGUCUCUGAUAAUGAUCUAGGCAAUUAUUUUGAACGUGGCCGAGUGGAUGAGUUUACUCUAGAUAUGAUGGAUAUUGGAAAGAUCAACCGAAUACUGAUUGGGCAUGAUAAUGUGGGUCUGCGGUCCGGCUGGUUCCUGGCCAGUGUCCAGAUCACAGUUCCAGUCCAGGGAAGGCAGUACAUGUUCCCCUGCAACCGAUGGCUUGACAAGGAUGAGGCUGAUGGCAGGGUGGAGGUGGAGGUCUACCCAAGUGAGAUUUUGCCUAUUGAGAAAUUGAUAAACUAUGAGGUGUCUGUAGUUACUGGAGACGUGCGAGCCGCAGGCACCAACGCCAAAGUCUUCAUGCAGAUUUAUGGUGAGACUGGCAAAACGGAAUUGAUCAUCUUAGAAAACAGAUCCAACAACUUUGAAAGGGGAGCCACAGAUAUCUUCAAGAGAGAGGCUGCAGAUGUUGGCAAGAUUUAUAAGAUUCGGAUAGGCCACGAUGGGACAGGCAUUGGGGAUGGCUGGUUCCUGGAAAGCGUCACACUGAAGCGCCUGGCCACAAAAACAGAGGGGUCUGAUAAAAAGAAGAAGAAGAAAAAGAAGUCUGAAGAGGAGGAGACCAAGGAGGAAGAAGGAAUGGAUGUCUAUACGUUUGUGGCACACCGCUGGCUGGCUAAGGACGAAGGGGAUAAGGAGCUCGUGGUGGAGCUGGUGCCUGACGGAGAAUCUGACUUGGAGGAAAAUACGUAUGAAGUCCAUGUCCUCACUGGGACUGUGUGGGGGGCUGGGACAGAUGCUAAUGUCUUCCUGAGCAUCUAUGGCAUGGAAAGAGGAGACACGGGUGAGCGCCAGCUGAAAAGGUCAAAUAAUCUCAACAAGUUUGAGAAAGGACAGGUAGACGUGUUCACCAUCAAAGCCAUUGACCUGGGUGAGCUGAAGAAGCUGCGGAUCCGCCAUGAUAACUCUGGUGCUAGCCCCAGCUGGUUCCUGGAGAGGGUAGAGAUUAUUGACCUCAAAGAGAGCACCACGUAUUACUUUCCGUGCCAGCGGUGGUUGGCAGUCGAAGAAGAUGACGGUCAGAUUGCCAGGGAGCUGGUCCCAGUGGAUGAAGCAUUUGUAAAGAAAGAUUCAGAAAAUGAUGGCCAGUCUCCUGCAACUUUGGGUCUGGAACAGAAAGCUAAAUCAACAACAUACACUGUGAAAGUGAAAACAGGGGACAAGAAGAAUGCUGGGACAGAUGCCAACGUUUUCAUCAUACUCUAUGGAAGUAAAGACGAUACAGGGAUAGUCAGCCUAAAGGCCUCAAAGAGUAACAAGAACAAAUUUGAGCGUGGGAAGGUAGAUGAGUUUACAGUGGAGUCUGUGGACAUUGGAGACCUGAAAAAAAUCAAGAUAGGCCAUGACAAUAAAGUUGUUCCUUACGAGAUCACAGUGUACACCAGUGAUAUUUUUGGAGCUGGCACAGAUGCAGAUGUCUUCAUUGUUCUCUAUGGAAGUGAUGGGAUUUGCACUCAGCAAAAAUCCCUGUGCCUCAACAAGAGAGAGCAAAGGAUGUAUUUUGAAAGGAAUUCAGUGAAUCAGUUCAUCGUGGAGCUGGAGGACGUUGGUGACAUUAUUGAAAAGAUUCGCAUAGGACAUAAGGGCGGAGGUCUGAACUCAGGGUGGCACUUGGACCGUGUGACAAUUCGGAGGCUGCUGCCAAAUGGGAAGGGCUCAGAAACUGUCACAUUUCCAUGUGAAAGAUGGCUUGCAAAAUCUGAAGACGAUGGCGAGACUGUCAGAGAACUGGUGCCAUCUGAUAUUUUUACUGAAAAGCUCAUGAAGGAUGGGACACUCAAGCAGAUAGAGGAAGAAGUUGAAGACCCUUUAGAAGUUCACACGUACAAGAUCAGCGUGUUCACUGGGGAUAUCUACGGUGCUGGGACAGAUGCUAAUGUCUUCCUAAAUAUCUAUGGAGACCUGGGGGACAUGGGAGAGAGAAAACUCAGCAAGUCAGAAACAAACUUCAACAAGUUUGAAAGGGGACAGGAGGACACGUUCACAAUACAGGCUGUGGACCUUGGCAUUUUAUACAAGAUCAAGAUUCGCCAUGACAAUAGUAUGUUCAGUCCUGACUGGUUUCUGGAAAAAGUUGAGAUCCUGGAUGAAACAACAGAGGAGUCAUUCAUUUUCCUGUGUGAGCGCUGGCUCUCUAAAAAGAAAGAGGACAAAAAGAUAGAGCGGACACUUUAUGAACAGAGCUACGACGGCGAGCGGAACAGCCUGGAUGGCUCCUCUCUCAGUGUGUCCAGCCAGGAGAGCAAUGCCAACCUGAAGGAGCCCAAAAAAUCCAGCUUGGUCAAGGCGGCAGAGGAAGGCUCAUUGAUCCCGUACCACAUCACCAUCACGACAGGCACAGAGUAUGACUCCAGCACCGACAGCCGUGUGUUCAUUAUCAUUAUGGGCCCGCAGAAAGUGCAGACUGAGAGGCUGUGGCUGGAUCUCCCAGAAGGAAAGGAUGAAUUUGCAGAUGGCUCCGUGGAGAAAUUUUCAGUUUGGGGCCUAGAUGUUGGAGAGAUCAAAAAAGUGGAGGUGGGGCACGAUGGCGCUACCCCUGAGAGCUGUUGGCUGAUGGAAGAGCUCACCAUCGUCGUACCCACCAAAGGCGUCAUGUACAACUUUGUCUGCAAGUGCUGGCUGGCCAGAGACAAAGGUGACGGCCUCACUUCACGAAUCCUCAACAUCCUGGAUGCAGAAUGUGUUAACGUUGGCAUCAAGAUCCUCUAUGAAGUCAUGGUUGUGACUGGAGACAUCGAAAGUGGCGGUACCGAUGCCAAUAUUUUCAUGACUGUCUUCGGAUCCAAUGGGAACACUGAGGAGAUGCUGCUGGAAAAAAAUGGAGACAGGUUUGAGCGGGGCCAGGAGGACAGUUUCAUUAUGGAGAUUGCUGACAUCGCACCCCUCAGGAAGAUGAGGAUCCGGACGGACGGGAAGGGGACGCGCCCGCACUGGUUCAUGGAAAGGAUCACCCUGAAGAACCUUACUAACCAAGAAGUGGCCACAUUUACCUAUGGGGAUUGGCUAUCCAAGCUGAAAAAUGCCACGGGAAGCCUGGUGUGUGAGAUGCCAGCUGUCAUAAACGACGAGCAGAUGAUGGAGGACACCACAUACACUCUUCAGGUUAAAACCAGUGACAUUGGAGGAGCAGGCACCGAUGCCAAUGUGUCCUUGAUCCUGUUUGGGGAAUAUGGGGACAGCGGCACCCUGCCUCUGAAGGAGUCCAACAAGUCUAACAAGUUUGAAAGGAACCAGAUGGAUGAAUUCAGCUUCUCUGAAAUGCUGAGCCUGGGAGACCUCUGCAAAGUGCGCAUCUGGCAUGACAACAAAGGAAUUGCCCCAGGCUGGCACCUGGAAUAUAUUGAUGUGAUAGACUCUGCCAUGGACAAGACAUUUCGCUUCCAGUGUGAUCGCUGGCUGGCUAAAGGUGAAGACGAUGGGCAGCUCAUCAGGGAGUUGGCCUGUGCCAAUAAUGACAUCCUGGAACUGAAGGAAAGGACUGCCUAUGAGAUUGUCACAGUAACCAGUGACAGAGACGAUGCAGAUACAAAGGAGAACAUCUGGAUCAUCCUGGAAGGGAAGAUGGGCCGCUCAAAGGAAUUCCUCAUGGAAAACUCUACCAAGAAAAGGAGAUUUGAAAGGGGAGCAACUGACACAUUCCAGUUUUCUUCAAAAAACGUUGGUGAUAUUGCAGCCAUUUGUGUUGGUCACUGCCCAAAAGAUGGGAAGAAGUCAUCUGCAAAAGCUGAUGUCUUCUGGCAUGUCCAGGAGAUUAUCGUGACAGAGAUGGAGCUUUGCAACAAGUACUUCUUCAGGUGCAACGCGAAAAUCCCUCUGCGAUACAAGCGGCGAGACUACAAAGUCUUCGAGUGUGCCAAGGUCACAGAGAGCUUCGCCAGCAAAGCCCGGAGCUUGGUGCCGGUCAAAUAUGAGACCAUUGUGGUCACAGGCUUCGAGAAGGGCGCAGGCACCGAUGCCAACGUGUUCAUCACCAUCUACGGCCUGAACGGGGACUCAGGGAGGCGUGCGCUGAAGCAGAAGUUCAGGAACCUCUUUGAGCGAGGCAAAACCAACAGGUUUUACCUGGAAACACUGGACAUGGGAGAGCUGAAAAAGGUCCGGAUUGAGCACGACAACAGCGGCCUGGCUGCGGGCUGGCUGGUGGAGCGGGUGGAGAUCACCAACUCGGCCACUGGUGUCACCACCGUAUUUCCCUGUGGGAAGUGGCUGGAUGAAAACCGGGGGGAUGGGUUAAUCUGUAGGGACCUUUUUCCUAGGUACUGAGGAGGGCACAGCUGCAGGAGGGUUUUGGUCCCUUCAGUAUGCAUACUUUUUUCCUCAUUAUACUGUUUUAUAUUGCCUUUUACUUUUUAAUACACUAUCUUUUGUAUUGAGAGAUUUUUAGUAGGAAGAUGUUCCUCCUUGUUUAACAUUUUGUAAAAGUAAUGCUGCUUUUUUUUUUAAGUGCACAUAAAACUGUGAAUUAAAUAAAUAAAUUUAUUGCUUUCUUAUGAUUAAAAGCUA
Molecule: messenger RNA, 11629 nt
Organism: Taeniopygia guttata (zebra finch)
Lineage: Eukaryota; Metazoa; Chordata; Aves; Passeriformes; Estrildidae
Gene: LOXHD1
Product: lipoxygenase homology PLAT domains 1
Molecular function (GO): protein binding
Source: RefSeq, a predicted model, not a curated record